This is a messenger RNA of Periconia digitata, 425 nucleotides long. Lineage: Eukaryota; Fungi; Ascomycota; Dothideomycetes; Pleosporales; Periconiaceae. The record is from the annotation of a GenBank genome assembly.
CCCACUCCUCCUUUCUUUCAUCCUCAUCCCCAACGACCCCCCAACACUCGCCGCAACAACAAUAACAACAGCGCACAACACCAUCCAAACAGUCCGCCACCUUGCCCCAAAACACAACGCAUUCUCCCGCGCUCUUUUUGAUGGGGUGGUGGUCAUGGUACCGUCACCACCUGUUGCCGCUUCUUCAUCGUCGUCGCUAUGCUUAAGAUGCUGUGAUGUCUGUUUUCUUUGCUGCUGUACGGGGGCAAAGGGGGAGCCUGGCUUAGAGAGAUCGGGAGGGUUGUCGGCGAGGUGUUUGUGUGUGUCGUGUGGGUGUGUUGGGGGUGGAGGGGUUGGUGGUUUAUUGGGAUUCGCCAUUUGCUUUUGCUCCAGGUGGGUUGGAUAGAUUGACAGGUGAGGACUUGGACAAGAUGUUGUUGUUUUUU